CUAUAACUCUUCAGAGUAGACUGUGUCAGCGAACCUAUUGGUAGCAGCUCGUCGAAGAAGAACUCACGAUCUGAGAAACACUUCUUCAAAGUCCACCACCGGUUUUUUCUUUCCUUUAAUAUAUUCAUACAAACUUUACUUACCAAUCAUAUCAUAUGCCACCCAUCAAUUAAAAAUACAAUUGUUGUUCAAUUCUUUACUGGAUCGUUCUAAUCACUAUCCCCCACAGCAAACAAACACAACAAUUAAAAAACAGAAAAGUCAGAGGAGGGUGACCUCAAAUCAUGAAAUUCAAGAUCUCUAGACAAUACCCAUUUGAGCUAUCGCCUUGAAUUCGCUUCUAAUGGCGAGAAUUUUGGUAAUGGUGGUGGUGGUGAUGGCGGUGGGUCUGAUGAUGAGUGGUGGUGGGUGGGGCCAAGAAAGGGCCCAAGAAGCCCCAUGGAGGAUCCACACUCUGUUCUCCGUGGAGUGCCAGAACUACUUUGAUUGGCAAACAGUGGGGAUCAUGCACAGCUUCAAGAAGGCUGGUCAACCAGGACCCAUCACUCGCCUCCUCAGCUGUACGGACGAGGCUAAGAAGGUUUACAGAGGCAUGGACUUGGCUCCCACUCUCGAGGUCCCUUCCAUGAGCAAGCACCCCAAAACUGGUGAUUGGUAUCCUGCAAUUAACAAACCAGCUGGAAUUGUACACUGGCUUAAACAUAGUAAAGAUGCAAAUAAUGUUGAUUGGGUGGUAAUACUAGACGCCGACCAGAUCAUCCGAGGCCCAAUCAUACCAUGGGAAAUUGGCGUUGAGAAAGGAAGACCCGUCGCUGCAUAUUAUGGGUACCUGAUUGGAUGUGAUAAUAUUCUUGCUCGAUUGCAUACGAAGCACCCUGAACUUUGUGACAAGGUUGGCGGACUUUUAGCCAUGCACAUAGAUGAUCUUCGAGUUCUGGCACCUUUGUGGCUUGCUAAAACUGAAGAAGUGCGAGAAGAUAGAGCUCACUGGGCAACCAAUAUAACUGGUGACAUUUAUGGAAGAGGGUGGAUCAGCGAGAUGUAUGGAUACUCAUUUGGUGCUGCAGAAGUUGGACUUCAACACAAGAUCAAUGAUAACUUGAUGAUCUACCCAGGCUACAUUCCACGACAGGGUGUUGAGCCCAUCCUUUUGCACUAUGGUUUGCCAUAUAGAGUUGGAAAUUGGUCCUUCAGUAAAUUAGAACACCAUGAAGACGAUAUUGUUUAUGAUUGUGGCAGGCUCUUCCCUGAACCUCCUUAUCCUAGAGAGGUUAAAGCAAUGGAAGCUGAUCCCAAUAAAAGAAGGGCAUUGUUUUUAAAUCUAGAAUGUAUUAACACUCUGAAUGAGGGCCUUCUGUUACAGCAUGCAGCACGUGGCUGUUCUAAGCCGAAGUGGUCAAAAUACUUGAGCUUUUUAAAGAGCAAAACUUUUGCUGAAUUAACUCGGCCGAAGCAUGUAACUCCUGAGAGUCUGCAAACAAAAGAGGAUGAGGUACACCAGCCGGCCUUUGGUGAAUCUGGGAGGCCAUAUCCAAAAAUUCACACCAUUUUUUCCACAGAAUGUAAUUCGUACUUCGAUUGGCAAACUGUUGGACUUGUCCACAGUUUCCACCUGAGUGGCCAGCCUGGAAAUAUCACAAGGCUUCUCAGCUGUACUGAUGAAGACUUGAAACAGUAUACAGGACACGAUCUGGCACCCACCCAUUAUGCCCCUUCCAUGAGCCGGCAUCCAUUAACAGGCGAUUGGUAUCCAGCAAUCAAUAAACCUGCUGCAGUGCUUCAUUGGCUUAAUCAUGCGAAUAUUGACGCAGAGUUCAUAGUAAUAUUGGAUGCUGACAUGAUCAUGAGAGGACCGAUUACACCAUGGGAGUUCAACGCAGCACGUGGCCAGCCAGUUUCAACUCCGUAUGACUACCUCAUUGGCUGUGACAACGAGCUUGCAAAAAUCCACACGAGCCAUCCUGAAGCUUGUGACAAGGUUGGUGGUGUAAUCAUAAUGCAUAUAGAUGAUCUCAGGAAGUUUGCGAUACUAUGGCUGCAUAAAACUGAGGAAGUCCGGGCUGACACCGCACAUUAUGCCAGAAAUAUUACUGGAGAUAUAUAUGAAUCUGGGUGGAUUAGUGAGAUGUAUGGUUAUUCCUUUGGUGCAGCAGAGUUGAAUUUGCGGCAUCUCAUAAACAGUGAGAUACUGAUAUAUCCGGGGUAUGUUCCUGAACCUGGUGUCAAGUAUAGAGUUUUCCACUAUGGUUUGGAAUUUAAAGUUGGAAAUUGGAGCUUUGAUAAAGCAAAUUGGAGAAAUGUUGACUUGGUGAAUAAAUGUUGGGCUAAGUUUCCUGACCCUCCUGAUCCUUCGACACUUGAUCCAACUGAUGAGAACUCGCUACAGCAGGACUUGCUUAGCAUAGAAUGUGCAAAGACGAUGAACGAAGCUCUACGUUUACACCAUGAGAAGAGGAAAUGCCCUGAUCCCAGUUCCUUUUCCACCUCAAAUUGGAAAACAGCCAAGGAAGUUACAACUUCAAGGAAAUUUGGCAAUUUUAAUGGCAGUCAUGUUACAAGAAGUAACACAUUGCGGAUGAAUAAUUCACAAGAAUCAUCAUUGCCUGCUGUGACAAGCCAGACAUUUAGUUCUUUGCGGUUUUGGAUUGUUACUCUAUGGGUUUUUUCUAUCUUCGGUUUACUGGCAGUAAUAGCUAUGAUGCUUUCAGGCCGUAAAGGACAGAAGAAAAGAGGUAAAACUCUUAAGGCCAAAAGAAAACCCUCAAAUUCAGGAUUCCCAGAUAUGAAUGGUCAUGAUUGGCAUCACCGCACUGCUGAAAGAUCAUCAUAGCAACCCUAAAUUCCUGGCGAGAACAAGGACACAAUAUUCUGCAGGUGGAACAUGACAGAACUGGAAAGGGUACCAAAACAAACACGGGGAAAUUCAUUGGAACUUGGAACACGGCUUCUUGAAAUGGAAGAGAACUAAGUUCCUGUACUGUUUGGAAUUGGGCAGUUCAUGUCAAACUUUCAUCAAAUGCCGUAUACCCAUUUGAUAAUCUUCCAAUUUUCAGUAUUUAUUGACUUAGAUCGAGUUAACUUUGAGAUUGUAAUCUUUUGCAUAUAGCGGAGCAUGGCAAAGGGUCUGGAUUGAAGAGCAAUAAAGGCUUGGAAUUGAAAAUCUUUGUCUGUAACUUUCAUUUUUUCUUCACUGCAUUCUGUUCGGUUCUGUUCGAAAUUUACUAAUCUAUAAUUCUCUCCAUUAUUCCGAUGCUUUUAUAACAUUUUCCUUUUUUCA
Cornus florida is the source of this 3277-nucleotide messenger RNA. RefSeq names its product peptidyl serine alpha-galactosyltransferase. NCBI's taxonomy places the organism in Eukaryota, Viridiplantae, Streptophyta, Magnoliopsida, Cornales, Cornaceae. The record is from RefSeq and is a predicted model, not a curated record. Gene Ontology annotation, molecular function: glycosyltransferase activity. The coding region runs from base 344 to 2830 and encodes 828 amino acids. The transcript has 8 exons.